AUGGCCGAGGUGACGGACAAGGUGUACUUCGACCUGGAGAUCGGCGGGGAGCCCACGGGCCGCGUGACCUUCGGUCUGUUCGGCGGCGUGGUGCCCAAGACGGCGGAGAACUUCAAGCAGCUCUGCACGGGCGAGCCCGGGUUCGGCUUCAAGGGGUCGUCGUUCCACCGCAUUAUCCAAGACUUCAUGAUCCAGGGCGGUGAUAUGACCGCAGGCAACGGCACCGGCGGCAAGUCCAUCUACGGCCGCACCUUCCCCGACGAGAACUUCGACCUCGCGCACACCAAGCCGGGCCUCCUGUCGAUGGCCAACGCGGGCCCGAACACCAACGGGAGCCAGUUCUUCAUCACCACGGUGCCCUGCCCGUGGCUGGACGGCAAGCACGUGGUGUUCGGCGAGGUGCUCGAGGGCAUGGACGUCGUGAAGAAGCUCGAGGGCACGCCCACGGACCGCAUGGACCGCCCUCUCGCGGGCGCGGUGAUCAAGGACUGCGGCCUUGUCGAGUAG
This is a messenger RNA of Pedinophyceae sp. YPF-701, 507 nucleotides long. The record is from the annotation of a GenBank genome assembly. NCBI's taxonomy places the organism in Eukaryota, Viridiplantae, Chlorophyta, Pedinophyceae.